This is a messenger RNA of Ceratotherium simum simum (southern white rhinoceros), 1315 nucleotides long. RefSeq names its product N-acetyltransferase 14 (putative) (gene NAT14). NCBI's taxonomy places the organism in Eukaryota, Metazoa, Chordata, Mammalia, Perissodactyla, Rhinocerotidae. The record is from RefSeq and is a predicted model, not a curated record. Gene Ontology annotation, molecular function: N-acetyltransferase activity.
AGUGCAGGCACCGCCCCGCCCCCCUCCGUGCGCGGUGUGACGUCACUUCCGCCGGCGACCCCUUCCCGACCCUGCUGCCCCCACACCUUGUCGAAGGAUCGAAGCGACCUGCAGAGGCGCACGCCUGCUCCCUUUUGGGGGAGCGGGAGCCUGGGGGCUGCCAUGGCCCCCAGCCACCUGUCUGUGCGGGAGAUGAGGGAAGAUGAGAAACCGCUGGUGCUGGAGAUGCUGAAGGCUGGUGUGAAGGACACCGAGAACCGCGUGGCCCUGCAUGCCCUGACGCGGCCGCCAGCCCUGCUCCUCCUGGCGGCGGCCAGCAGUGGCCUGCGCUUCGUCCUGGCCUCCUUCGCCCUGGCCCUCCUCCUGCCUGUGUUCCUGGCUGUGGCGGCUGUGAAGCUGGGCCUGCGGGCCCGGUGGGGCUCGUUGCCUCCACCAGGCGGUCUGGGGGGGCCCUGGGUGGCAGUGCGCGGCUCGGGGGACGUGUGCGGGGUCCUGGCCCUGGCCCCGGGCUGCAGCGCCGGGGAUGGGGCCCGGGUCACCCGCCUCUCCGUUUCCCGUUGGCACCGGCGCCGAGGCGUGGGCAGGCGCCUGCUGGCCUUUGCCGAAUCCCGGGCUCGAGCCUGGGCGGGGGGCAUGGGGGAGCCCCGGGCCCGGCUCGUGGUUCCGGUGGCCGUGGCAGCUUGGGGCGUGGCGGGGAUGCUGGAGGGCUGUGGGUACCAGGCCGACGGGAGCUGGGGCUGCAUGGGCUACACGCUGGUGAGAGAGUUCAGCAAAGACCUGUGACUCCAGACCCAGACAGGGAGGGAGGAACACCAACACUUAGGCAGUACCUACUGUGUGCAGGCGCAUUCAUGCCCUCCCUCCGUGAAUCCCCAGCCCACCCAGGGCCCAGAAACAGGUCUGCAGAAGGCAAGGGACCCCACCGCAGCCUGAUGGCUGUCUGUAGUGUUUGAACUUUUCAGAGAGGUCAAUCUGUCUAAUCCCCUGCCUCAGAUUCUGUCUGCACUGAGAAAUCUCGGUCUGUCUGUCUGCAAAGUCUGCGCUGUUUGUGCUAUGGGCCUGGGAGAGGGAUGUGGGGUGGAGAGGAGGCUGAGCACAGCUGUCCCCCCAAGGGUUAGGACUUGGGGUGGGGACGCGGAGAAUAGGGACAAGGCCUCUUGGGAAUGGGCUGGAGUUUGAUUCCUGUGCUUGGAGGGGAUGAGCUAGCUGAGCCUUUGCAGGGGAGGGUUGUCUGCCGAGGGAGAGCCCCCGGGGAGGAGGGGAUGAGCUCAGGGCUGCCUGGCCCGCUGGCCCUUCCCGGGGAAGGUGAGAGCCG